AUGGAGAGAGACAAACAGCGCAGCAGGAGGCAGGAAGUCGAGCGCCGGGGGAGAAAUCCAUCGAGCGACGACGACGACUCCCGAGAGAGAAGGCGCGGCAGAGACGAGUCUUACCCACCUCCGCGGGCUGCGCACCGAAGAGACGAAAAGCGCACCAAAAGAAGACGCAGAAGCAGUUCCGAGUCGCGCUCGCGCUCUCGCUCGCCUCGGCGGCAUCGAGACGAACGCGACUCCUCACCGUCUCCAGAGUCUCGCCGCCGAAGCCGCAGAAGACGCGCGAGCGAUUCUUCCGCAGAGGAGGAAGAAGAGCGCCAUCCGCCUGCUGUCGCUGCGCCUCGUGGGCAGCGGAGGGAUGAGUCUCCUUCCUCGCCUUCUCCCUCCGCCCCCGGCUCGAAUCCGGAUGAGGCGAGUCGGGAAGGCGUGAGAGAAGCUGCGGCGCCGAAAUCUGGGGAGACCGACGACGCGGCCUCCUCCGCGGCGUCUGCCCUCUCGUCUGCGCCGUCCUUUCUAAGUUUCCGGCGGCGCGGCUUCGGCGCGGGUUUCUCCCUCGCGCGCCUGAAGGCGGUUCACGAAGAAGAGAGCUUCAUGUACACAGAAAGCCUUGAAGAGUCUCUCUCGUCGGCGGAGCAAGGCGGCGCGCCGGCGGCGGGUGCUGAGAGCGCCGCGAGCGCCGCCGCCGGCUCCCGCUCGGGGUUGCGCCGAGGCGUGAGUCGGCGCGAGCGCGGGGAGGAGGAGGCGGAGAAGGAAGAAGACGAUGAGCAAGAGAUGAAGCUGGUGCUCCAGAGUAUGCGCGAGAUCCAAAAGUCGCGGCAGGCGCACCGGAGGAAAGGCCUCGACGUCCUUAGCAUGCAGGAGGAACAGCAGGCCGAGCAAGAAGGCGAAGAAGAGGGAGAAGACGACCUCUCAGGCUACGGUCUACUCGAGCGAAACUUCUCGACAGUCAACAGCGCAACGGGCGCCACACUUGACAAACACUUGGAAGAGUUCUUGCGCGAGCGCAUGCAGCUGAAGGAGGCGCCGAAGAAGGAAGAAGCGGAGCCUUGCGAAGGCGAGACGAGGGGUGAGGGCGACCUCUACCGCGUGCCAGAGCGCCUGCAAGUUCCCGAUCGCAGCGGCGAGUACAAGGAGCAACUCAACUGGCUCACGGGUCUCACCGAGGUUCAGCUGCCCAUGUCAGUGAAGCUGAAGAACAUCGAGGCGACCGAGAAGGCGAAGCGCGCGUUGCUGAAGAAGGGCGAGCCUGAAGCUGUGAACGACGAUGAAGAUCCCGACGCGAUUCAGCGGAAGGCAUUCGGCCAGCGCUACACCUGGUUUGAUCCUGAUCGGCGCCCACGCGCACGCGCAGGAGACGACAAAGCUCUGCAGAAUUUCUCGCAGAGGGCCAGGCGCGCCCAGCAGAACAAGGGGCGCGCAGCCAUCGGCUACGGGUAA
Besnoitia besnoiti is the source of this 1431-nucleotide messenger RNA. RefSeq lists its product as uncharacterized. Lineage: Eukaryota; Apicomplexa; Conoidasida; Eucoccidiorida; Sarcocystidae. Gene Ontology annotation, biological process: mRNA splicing, via spliceosome. The record is from RefSeq and is a predicted model, not a curated record. Gene Ontology annotation, cellular component: spliceosomal complex. The coding region runs from base 1 to 1431 and encodes 476 amino acids. The transcript is spliced from 5 exons.